This is a messenger RNA of Drosophila arizonae, 2589 nucleotides long. Its product is annotated as protein SPT2 homolog. NCBI's taxonomy places the organism in Eukaryota, Metazoa, Arthropoda, Insecta, Diptera, Drosophilidae. Gene Ontology annotation, cellular component: nucleolus. Gene Ontology annotation, molecular function: DNA binding; histone binding. Gene Ontology annotation, biological process: transcription by RNA polymerase I; nucleosome assembly. The record is from RefSeq and is a predicted model, not a curated record.
CUUAGUCUUUCUAGAGUUUUCAGCUGACAACGACACACGUCUCGAACAAAGAAUUAUAAUUCAAACGAUUUUCAUUCUUUUGAAAAGCAAAUCAACAAAAAAUAGUCGAAAAUUUAAUAAAAUAUAAAACCCACUAUGGAUUUCGGUGCACUGUUGCACUUUGCCAAGAAGAACAACGAUGCAGCCACUAAAGAAGAGGGAAAAUUUUAUAGCACUAAAUAUGCUCCCCCUAAAAAGGAGAGCAAGGAAAGCAAACAGCUGUCCACCAAUAUACAAAAAUUUCUAAAGAAACGCGAAGCUGAGGAGAUGGAACGCAAGCGACAGGAUCGCGAGAAGCUGAACAAUUUGCUGGCCAUGCGUGACGAGAAGUCAAAAAACAAAAUACGUAAAAUGCUGAAAGUCACCAAAUCAGCCAACAAAUCGGUGCUAGAGGAUGCUAAGGACUGUGAUAAUUCGGCACUGAACGGUGCUGAUCAGACGGAGGGCGAUGAUUAUGGCUAUGUGUCGACAGAGGCCAAUGCCUUCUAUCAGAAAUACAUUGAGAAGGUGAAGGACGUGCAGGAGGACAAGGGCUUUGCGCCCAGCCGUCCACAAUCUGUGCGCGAUCUGUCUGGCACCAAGGAGCGCGUCAAGGCGGCCAUCACACGCGAACGCGAGGAAGCCAAAUCUCAUACACGCCAACGCAACAGCAAUGCUACUCCUCGCCGUGAGAGGGACCCGUCGGCGGUGCGCGCUCAAAAUACUGGGGACAAGAAGCUCUAUGAUCCGGAGGCCGAACGCCGUGAAGAGGAACGCAAGAAGCGCGAGGAGGAGCAAAAGAAGCCCAAGGUCAAGCGACCCCCACAGCCACCACCUAUGGAUUUUCAGGCUUUGCUGCGUCUGGCCGAGCAGAAGCAGCACGAGCCGGUCAACAUUGCCAUUCCGGAGAAGAAGGAGCCGGAGCGUCUGCUGUCCGCUCGCGAAAAGCGCGAGCUUGAGGAACGUCAAAAGUAUAAGGAGCAGCGCGCCCAGCGCGAUCGCCAGCGUGAAUUGGAAGCCAAGGCCAAGGAGCAGCGCAAAGAGAAUGGCGUCGCCAACCAACCAGGUCGCAUGACGCUCAAUGGACGUAUACCAAAGCUGAAUAAAGCACCUACAGCUGCUGGUGAUGCUGCUGGUGCAGCUACUCCAGCUGAGUCCAAAGUCAAGCAAUCUAGUGAUAGCCUCAAGAGGCGAGCGCCCAGCGCCAAUGCAAAGGCAACAAAUGGCACCAACAACAACAAUGCUGCCAAGCGUGCAGCAACAGCAGGUGCUGCUGCUUCAGCUUCUCCGACUAUUGCCAAGGGCAAUGCAACUGCUCCAUCUCGCAAUCCUUAUGCUGCUGCAAUUAAGAGUGGAGUAACACGUGAAUUUCCGCCACGUGAUCUAUCCCGCUCUCGUGAAGUGGCACGACGUGAUCUAUCCAAGACCCGUGAAUUUCCACCACGUGACUUAUCCAAAACUCGUGAAUUUCCGCCACGGGAUAUAUCCAAGGGUCGUGAAGGAUCGCGUCGUGAUCAACCCAGGAAUCGUGACUUAUUCGAUGCAUCCAAAUCUCGUACUGCAUCCAAAGCUCGUGAUGCAUCCAAAACUCGUGAUGCAUCCAAAACUCGUGAUGUUUCCAAAACUCGUGCAUUUCCACCGCCGGAUAUGCAGCGCGCAGCUCAACGUAAACCUAUUGGAUCGGGAGGAGCCACUGGAGCAGGUGGCGGAGGAGCUACAGCGGCUGGCCGUCGUCCACCACCGACAGCAGGACGCAAGCCAAUGGAAACCGGCAACAAACGUCGCAUUUACGAUUAUGAUGAUGAUGAUUCAGAAUAUGAUUCCGAAUUGGAUGACUUUAUCGACGAUGGGGACUGCACCGAGGAUAUAUCGUCGCAUAUUCGCGACAUAUUUGGCUAUGACAAGCGUCGCUAUCGCGACCUCGACGACGAUGAUGCUGAAAUGGAGUCCAGCUUUGCUCAAGUGCAGCGUGAGGAGUUUAUUAGUAAGAAAUUAGGUUUACAGGAGGAUCUGGAAGAUAUGCGCAUGGAGGCCUUACACAAGAAACGUAAGAUGGCUAAAAAGCGUGGCUCACGCAUCGAAGACUAGAAAGACAAAUCACAAAAUCACAAGCUCUCAAGUUAACAAGAACUCAAGAACACUGUGCUCUGCGCCUGCCACUGUGGAGGCGCCACAUCUCAACACAUUGCCGACGCCAUCACAUCACCAGCCUGGACAUGCCUUCAAAAUCCCAGCUCAGCUUGGAACUGUUGCUCCGAGACGAAACUUGGGUUAAUCAUUUAUUUUUGUUUAUUGCUGGCGUCGGUUUAAUUUUAAGUUUGUUAACUUGUUUAAUUUAAUUAAUCAAUUCUUGAGUUAUAACCUCAUCCCGUUUUUGUUUUAAUCUUAGUUACCUUAAUUCGGUGCCGUAGUUAAGUGCUAGACCAAAAUUUUAUAUACAAGUGAAAAAUAGCAAAUUGGAUAGAUAAGAAAUAAGAAUUUAGAAUGUAAAUAUUGAUGUCAUAUUUUUGCUAAGCCAAACACAAUUUUAGUGUACACUUACAAUCCAAUUGAAUAUCUCAGUUUGUUUUU